Molecule: messenger RNA, 4902 nt
Organism: Doryrhamphus excisus (bluestripe pipefish)
Lineage: Eukaryota; Metazoa; Chordata; Actinopteri; Syngnathiformes; Syngnathidae
Source: RefSeq, a predicted model, not a curated record
ACCUGAAAAGACGUAGAUGUGUCUUCAACGGACUUUAAGGGAUUUAUUUCAAUGCUUUUAUUCUUGGACUUUUUUCAAGUUUUUAUUGUGUAGUUCCAGAUGACUUUCCCUGGAAGAAGAGUCUGUUCGUGGUGUCCACAGCUCAUGUCGAGUACAUCCUGGGGGGCUCGCUUUUCAUGACAAGUCAUUUGGCGACGUCAUGUUAACAAAAUGCAUCAGAUUGCGACUGGCAUCAAUAUUCCAAACUCGUCUUCCACGGCAGGGAAGCUGAGCUGCCGGCAGCCGUGGGCGGCCUUGUUGUUUUCAGGGACGGAAACAGCCUGAAAGACACGAGACAACAACGUGUCACAAGGUUUCGUGGGCUUUAUGUUCUAUUUAUUGUCUAGUUAUCGUCUAUUCAUCGUCUAUUCAUCGUCUAUUCAUCGUCUAUUCAUCGUCUAUCGUCAUCUAUUCAUCGUCUAUCGCCAUCGAUAAUGGAAUAACGGUCGUUCCAAGGCUCCAUGUCAGCCGCACCUCAUUCCGGCCAGCCAGUCCAUCAGAUUAGAGGUGUUAGCAUCAUUUUCCAAUGACUUCCUUCAGUCAUUAGGGAGCCACAAUAAUUGUUGAACCUUCAUUGCUUUGAUUGCUGGUGUGGAGUGGAUCAAUGGCGACGGGACACGGGGCAUCAAUACCUGUCAUGGUGUCACCAAGCCUUCCAAAGACAUGACGAGUCACAAGUUGACUGCGGAGUAAUUUUUAAUGAGCAUGGAGCCUGAUGGAUCGCUUGUAGAAAGCAAUCAUUUAUUCUCUUCCUGGACUUUUCCACCAGGACGAUGAUCGGAUGGGAAUGUCAUAGACGCCCGUGGCCCAUUUCCAUCACACAUCUGAUGAAGGCCUGAGAAGGGUGGUGGAGGCUUUGGACUAGGAUGGUUCCCCUUGGCGUCUGGUAGUAUUUAAAAGCACCUGAAACGAGCAGGAGAUAUUCUAGCUGACUGUGGGUUAUUGAUACCGUUGAUACAGCAAAAUAAUAAUUAUUAAGGAAAAUGGGAGAAACAGGGACAACAUUCCUGAUGUUUGCUGGGCUCACCAGAUGGAUGAACAGAUGUGUUUAUAAUGUGUGGUACAGCAGUCCCUCUUUUAUUGCCAUAAUUGGUAAUAAUAAUAAUUCAAGACCAGAAGUGAAGUUCCACAAAGCAGGCUUCCUUAUUUGUAAAUGGGAUACUUCCCCACCGCCUGAUAUGGCUAAUAUUAUUAGAGCCCUGUAGACAUGAAAUAACACCCCUACAGUCACCUGUACCCUCCCAUUAUGCAGUAUAGUAGACAUAAUAUGAGAAAAUAAUACAUAAGACCAUGUUUGUGUGUGUUGCUGGAAAUGUUCAGCCUGGCAGUAGGAAUGUUUUUGCAGAAUAUUGUACCUUUUGUGGAAUAAUUCAAACCUGUUGCUUUGGCAAUCAGGUCUUGUGCUCCGUGUUGAUGCCAUUACUGACACCUAGUGACCAUUUACAGGUCCAAUGUCCCCUGCUGGUCAGCGUUGGAAUGGCAAGCCUCGCUGCUGGUGCAGUAUAAUGUGUUUGUGGCACCAGCUGUAUCAGUGGCGGUCCAAAUAUAUCAGUGGCGGUCCGCCCCUAAUGAAUGAAUAGAUGUGAAACGGUGCAGUAAUCUUUGCAUGGCGAGGCGGCGUCGUGCAGCGGCUGCUACUCAAUAUGGAUGUCAUUGUGUAGAAGUACAUUAAGAGUACUACAAGUACUACUAGCGCAUUUACAGCCAAUGAGGAUCGCACGAAGAUGACAUCAGCAGCAUCGACCUGUUUACGGGCUCCCGGUGAUGACGGCCUUUUGCCAGAGAUGUCAAGCCAAGUUAUUUUCCGUCAAAGGCGGGAUGACGGCACGGGUCGGUCCACGCUGAUAAUGGCCGCUCCACCACGCUGUCGGCACACAAACAAGAGACCCGCCGCCCCGCCGCGAGUGAUGCCGGUAAUCAAGCUAGCAGCGGGUCAGACAGACAGCAAUCAAGCCACGGACCCGGCCUCACUCAGCACGGCCUCCUGUAUCGGGGGCGGCCCGGCGACCCCCACCGAGGCCCAUCUGCUCUGCAUUUCAUCUCAAAGUGCCUUAACUGGCUAUCUGCCUGCUCGCCGCCCUGCGGGGGCGGGGGCUCGGGUGGGGGGCGGCUUCUGAGGAUUGGACCUACAUUUGCUUUAGACUUUCUGCAGUGUUGGUUGUGCUUGGUGCGACCGACGCCCAUUUUAGUGCUGGCGUUUUAGUCUCUCAAUAAAUAACAAUCACAAUGGCCGUCCCUGUCACUUAUACAGAUGCAGUACAGAUAAAGUACAGAUAUAGUACAGAUAUAGAUACAUCUAUAGUAUCUCUAUCUUUAUUGGAAAGUGUUUCAUUUACAACCAAAGACUAUCAAAUGAAAAUGACGCUAUAGGUUAUUCACCACAUUUGGCAAAUAAUGAUCAAAUAGAAAGAGAAUAUAGUCAAACAUACGGUAUAGUAAGAUGUACUUCAUAAAGAAAUAACAAAACCAAAACUAAGAGUACUGUAGCUAAAGAUGGGUAAUCAGAAGGGAAGAAAAAAUCAGGGGAAAACACAAAGUCGGAGUAGUUAGAUGGAACGGAAAGGACCGCCAAUCCCCCCUAUGACUUUGGUGAUCUUGGUACAGUCCUCUAACCUGGCCCGCACGAGCAAGCCCCGCCCACUAAUCUCAGUCGGCGCUUUCAAACUGGCAACAGCUGCACGUCCACGCAGUGCAGACCCCCGCCUCGGCGCUGCGCCUCAUUAAGAUGUGGCUGGUGAGACAGAGACAAGCAUCUCAAUGUGCAAACGGUGGCGAGCGAGCGGAACGCCAGAGGUGAGAACCGGCGGAGGAGAAGCCCAACACCAGCAUGGCGUCGUCCUUCAUCCCACGCAAGAAGACGAAAGCGAGAGACCAACUCUGAUGAGGAGUCACCAGAUGAGGAGCAGCUGAAGCUCCGCAAACAGAAGAACCUGAAAGAGCUUGGGAGAGAAACCAAGGCUGAAAGGAGACCACGUGAAAGAGACGGUGGACACCAUGAGAGGUAUCUUCUCCUUCUCAUUCAUCCAAGGAAAGUAAAGCUAAUGAUCAAGCGGAAGCUUUCUAUGACUGAUGUUUUUUCCCCAAAUCCCAAGACUAGACCGUUAUGGUUUCACCGAUUGAAGAUGGACGGGGAAUAAGAAUAACACGAGGUCUUUGUGUUUCUUCACCUGCAGGACAAGCCAAAGUAGGUCAUUGCAGGUCUUCAGCAAGCAGUAGGACAGUAAUUGAUAGACCCCCCCCCGGUGCCAAACUGAUGUUGACGUCUUCUGAUUUCAGAUCAACAUUUGUAAUAAGAGUGUGUUGUAAUUCUUUCUCUUUCUCAUCCCUCAUGUAGUCCCACUAAACGUAUGGCGAACCCCUCCCUCCCUGGUAAAGCCACGGUCAGUCUUGUCCGUCGGGGUCGGGCGGCCCACAGGAAGAUGGAGGCGGCGAUGUGCGCUACGAAUACGUGCGCGAAGGCCUGCUACACGCCAGCGACUUCAUCAGCCGGUGGAGAUCCACGACUCCAAGAAGCAAACAGGAAGAGGGAAAACGGCGGAGGUACUGCCGGCUGCGGGGAAAACCGGGACAAGUGUCGGUGUGGAAUUCCGUCCAUUCAAGGGAAGCUGGUCCUGAAGCGAGCUGUGCAGACACGCUACCUCUGCGGUGCUUCCCAAAUGUGGAUGUUCGAGGCUGAUCAUCAUCAUCAUCAUCCACAAGCAGAAGACAGGUCCUUGAAGGCAGCACGGCAAUGGAGGCCACCUGUGUCCAAUCAUCCAAUCAACCAGCAGUCUAAAGCUCCCGGACUUGAGUGCUGCCUUUCAUUUGGGGAGAGGCACGUCACAGAGAGGAGCAGCAUGAUCCACGGGCUUUGUGCCGAUCUCCCGGGGCCCUGGUUCCAGUGUGUGUGUGUGUGUUGGCGGUGUGGCGGCAGAGCAGUGGAAAGAAGGCACCGUGGCUCCAGAGAAGCAGGGCAGCUAAAGCAUGUGGUGAGUGAGUGGAUGGUUGGUGUCUUUCAGGUCGGCGGCAGAGCAGCGGUUCCAGAAAAGGCUGGCGACCAGUAAAGGGUCCUCGGUUCCAGCGUGUGCGAGUCCAAAGCAAGGCAGCUAAAGUGUGUGGUAAGUCAUGGUGGUAGACGGUUCAUUGUGUCUUUCAGGUUUCAUUACAUUUCAGGUUGCCAACCACUAAAUGGCCCCUUGUGUGUAGUACGUGGUUGACGUCUCCAGAACAGGUCCUCGUUGUGUGUGAGUCAAAGGCCAAGGGAACAACGGUAUGUAGUAAGUAAAUUGAUGUCUUUUGGUACUGUUUCAGGAGCAGUGGAAUGCAAAGAAGGUGCCACGGUUCCAGAAAAGGUUGACUACCACAGAAUGGGCCUUGGUUCCAGUUUGUGAGUAAAAAGCAGUAAGCGGUUGACCUGAUGGUCUUAUGGUAACCUUUCAGGUUGGUGGUGUGCCUGAGUCAAUGGAUGGUUCAUAGUGUCUUUCAGGAAAGGUAAGCAACCACUAAACAGAUUGUUCAUGAUGUCCUUUGGUCAUGUUUUCGGUUGGUGCUCCAGAAAAGGUAAGACCUUGCUUUAAAAGUGUUUGUGUGCAGACUGCUCUUCUUUUCCAGGUUCAUCUGUUAGCAAUCUGGAACUGGUGAGUACACUAAACAUUCAUGUAGAGUAACGGUUUUCUUCCGGUCUAGCCCUGGCAGACUUCAAGCAAAGGUAAGACUGCUACUUGAUUCAUUUUCUGACACUUUAACACACUAACAUUGAGCCCUUUAUUUUACAGGUGCCCAUGAUGGAGACUACAACCACAUAAGAAGACAUCAUCCAGGACGGGUGAAGAAGAAGAAGAAGAAGAAGAAGAAGAAGAAGAAGAAGAAGAAGAAGAAGAAGAA